Molecule: messenger RNA, 3128 nt
Organism: Phascolarctos cinereus (koala)
Lineage: Eukaryota; Metazoa; Chordata; Mammalia; Diprotodontia; Phascolarctidae
Source: RefSeq, a predicted model, not a curated record
GUUAAAGGGACAAGACGGCUAUUCGAGUGUGUUCGCCAUCCUUUCGUCUGCAGGUCGAGCGAGCGCUGUGGCUUUACCUCUCCUCCCGCAGGCCGUCCAGAGCCUACUGAGACGGGCCUCGGCACCGAAGCCGAUUGUGUGAGGCCCUUCUUAAGGUCUGCCACGGCUCCUAACGGCUUUGUCGGUAAAUCGGGGCUGCGGCGUUCCGCCUUCCCCAGGGCCGCUUCCAGGCCGUCUCUGGACGCCCACACGGAUACGUGGAACGAGGAACAGAGCGUGAGAGAGCUUUUGGAGGGGAAUGAGCCUCACGCGCUCCGGCUCCGAGGGGGUUAAGGCCGCAACCUUCCCGGCAUCCUCAGCGGCUUCGCUGGCACGCGCACAGAGCCGCGGGGGCGCGGGCGCGAGCACGAGCGCGAGCGCGCACCCCUCGCGGGGAGAAGCUGCCGGGGUAGACAGGCAGCGGCGGCGCCGGCGCUGCUGCCCCCCGGCUCGGGUUCGCGUCGAGGCCGGCCCUUCGGCGGCUACCGGGACGGCAGCAGGGACAAAGAAGACGGCGCCUGGGCGCAGGGCUAGGAAAAGGAUUUCGGUUCCGGCUCGGGGCCGCCCCGACUUCGGGAGAGUUGAAGAUCCCGGGGCACAGAGUUCCCAGGGAAGCCGAAAUGGGAGCUCUCGGUUGGGGUCUCGUGGAAUGAAGGCUCCCCUGACCCUCCUGCGCUUCCCUGCUCCGCAGUCGCGUUCCCGGGGCGGACCAGAUGAAGACGGAUCAGACUGGGGUCCUCUUGAUGAAUUCUGCCCCGGGAAUUUCCUCUGUGCUUCUCCAAAGGCUGCCUGUGUGUAUGCAUAUGUCUCCACACAGGCUGCUGCUUUGGGGCAUACUGCGUGACAGACAUCAGACAGGGCAAGGGACUCCUUAGGAGUGAGACCCUGGAUGUACUCUAGCCUUAGCAGGCCAGGGUCAUGGGUCGCCUAGAUGACAAUGCCAAGAAGCGAAUUGUAGAGCUGCGGAAAGCAGGGCUGAGUUUUCGAAAAAUCAAGAAGGUCCUGGAGCUUGACAAUAUUCGUGUCACACCACAGGCUAUCUAUCUCUUCUUGAAGCGAAAGAAUGUGGAUCCCAGGCCCCUACCUGGCAACAACCAUUCUCUCCCUCCCAGGGACCCGAACAGCCGGCAGCUGGCGCUCAGUCGGGCUGGCUGGGAGGAUGAGCAACUCUGGGACUUGUUGCAAGAGAAUGAGGUGAAGCCAAAGGAGUCCUUGGAAAGCCAGCCAGCUGGCCCCAGGGGAGAGCCUGGAGCUGGUCAGGGCUGGGACGGCAAAGAGGGCAUUAGGAUUGUCAGCGUGACAUCUCUGUGUCAGGGGAGUGGAGCCCACCCCAAAGAUACUUGUUCCAGUGAGGUUUCCCAGGCACCUGCUAACAGUAAGCUUCCUGGGCCUUACAGGCCUGUCUUAGUGGUCGUGUCUAACAAGAAGCCAAAGGAGUCCUUGGAAAGCCAGCCAGCUGGCCCCAGGGGAGAGUCUGGAGCUGGUCAGAGCUGGGACGGCAAAGAGGGCAUUAGGAUUGUCAGCGUGACAUCUCUGUGUCAGGGGAGUGGAGCCCACCCCAAAGAUACUUGUUCCGAUGAGGUUCCCCAGGCACCUGCUAAUAGUGAUAUUGGGAUUGGUCUGGGAACUCCUGGUCCAGUGAGCAAGCCUGCUUCCCCAUAUCCACUGAGUCGGGGUCGGAACUCUGCCCUCAUUGUCAAGAAGAAGAUUGUGGAUAGAGCCAUCUUCCUCCACAAGAAAGCCACUGUCCAGAGUGCACAGAGGGGCACUAGCUCUUCUCUCCCUCUCCUGGUAGAAGUGCAGUCUCCUAGGACCAACGCUGGCCUUCCAGACCUUAAGGACUCCAACCCACAUGUUCAGGACAUGGGCACUCAGACCCGUGUGCCCUGGGUCAGUGCCCAGGGCCUGGCUGAGAAGCUGGAUGCAAUGCAGCGGGCUGUGCAGCAGGUCCUGGAGGUGCUGCAGGUGCUGAUGAGGCAGCAGAGCCGGCUGGAGCAGCAGCAGGAGCAGCAGCAGCGCUGGCAACAGCAGGUGUUGGGGACUCUGCAGCAGCUCACAGGGCCUGCCCAGAGUCAGGGUCCUGGGACCAGGGAAAGCCAGGACUUAGGGAGCCCUGGGACUCCUGAAGGACCUAAUUUCCACCAAUUUAAGAUGGAACUUCUUUGACCCUCUAACAUAGGUGUGACACGCCUGAAGGGGCAGGACCUUCAGCUUUGGGGAAUAAGGGGUGUGUGUCUUGGUACCAUCUCAGCUGACAGCCCUCAUAAAAUGAGAGGUGUGGGCAGGAAACACUGCCCCCCCCCCGACCCUUAUGUCUAUGUGCAACACACAGGCUGUAGCCCUUAUCCUUUGCCUGUGUUGGUGCCUUCUCCCGACAAACCCUGCCCAGCUUCAGGGCCUGUGGAGGGUGCUGGAGGUGGGGUGGGGGUGGUUUAAUUACAGAAAAGCCUGGGAUUUGGGAGCAGGUGACCAAGGGAGGCUUUAUGACUUUUUCCUUUCCUGGGGCUUAGACUCUGAGAGAGUAAGUUUCUUUACCUUCAUAUGCUGUUAUACGUGAGUGAAGGGCUCAGGUGUUUCUUUAAGAUAGGGGAUGAGUCAUGGUUUUCUGGUGACUACUAAGCAUGUUCCAAGGCUUAGAGCACAGUGUGGGGCCAGGAUUAAAGACAUAGUUGGUGGUGGGGGAACAGUAGCUCUAUGAUACUAAGACCAGCGAGGAUCAUUGUAAGGGAAUAGAUGUUCUCAUGAUGGAGAUGCUUUUCCAUCAGGCAUUGAUAGUUUUAACGUGACAUAAAUCUACUCUGCAUUGGACAGGUCUGAUGGGUAGGUGGGAUCCCCAUUCUACCUGUGGAGGUUGUCAUCUUUGGGUGGAAGAAGGGCAGACAGCUGGCUUUUAUGCACAUGAAACAGUCUGCCCAGCAGCUUGGACAGGAAUAGGGUCCCGAAGGACUCAGGAAGUUACUUUGCUGAUGUAAUGUAUUUGUUAUCAUUAUGAAAGUAGAAACAAGGAGACAAGAGAAGACAGUAUAGUCUCCCCAGGUUUCCAAGUCUAGAAACCAUAUCUAUGUCAUUAAAUAGUUAAAUGAGAACAA